GGCCGAUUUUAGUUGAUGUCGCAAAGAAACUCAGAGUCGCGUGUCCUUUUGCACCAGAAUGGAUCUCCGAGUGUCCGUAGUACCGCUACUUGCGAUACUCCUUCUCGCAAAGUGCGAAAGUCCAAUUACGAAAAACGUGACUGUAGAUUCGGGCACGGUUAAAGAGAACAACGCGACGUCGAAAUCGCUGAAAUUGUGUAUCAUGUGCUUUUGUACAGACAGCUUUAUAGACUGCAGCAACCGAAACUUGGAAACUCAUUUCGACAAGGACCAAUGGCUGAACAUCAAGGCCAAAGUAGUUUCGUUCGAGCAUAAUCAUUUGGUGCACGUGAGGCCUUUCCCGAGGACAGUCGUGGAGAAAUUGAUUCUGCGGAAGAACCGUAUCAUCUCGAUCGAUUACCACGCCUUCAAAGAGCUCGUUAAUCUCACCGAAUUGGACCUGAGUCAUAACCAGCUCACGUCGCGAUUGCUGCAGCCACAUGUCUUUGAGGGACAUUUCUCGCCAGAGGCGUACGAGCCUUUAUCAAACUUGCAAAUUUUGAAUCUGAGCAACAAUAUACUCCAGUGGCUGCAUCAGAGUAUAUUCGAGCACAUCGCCGGCCUUAAAGUUCUGAAUCUGUCCGGGAAUCCUUUCCGCGUAUUCGACUAUCGUACAUCCAUAGCGAUCAGCAGUUUAUCAUACCUGGAGGAUUUGGACAUCAGUUACUGCGAACUCAAAGAACUGUCACACCUUCAGUUCCACAAUGCCAAAUAUUUAAAGAGGCUAAACUUGACCGGCAAUCAGCUCACGGUUCUUCCCAGACCUCUGGAGGAGGCUGGAGCCUUGGAGUAUCUCAGUUUGGAUGCCAAUCCGAUACGCGUUAUCGAUCGCACGAAUCCCUUUCCCAACUUGACGAAGCUGAAGGAGCUCAAUCUUCGCGAGAUGCCGAAUCUGACGUUGAUCGGCAACGGCGGAUUGUCGGCGUUAAUCGGUCUGGAGAGUCUCCACGUGCAGAACUGCAAGAAGUUAAAACACAUCGAGGAAUACGCGAUAGGACGUGAGGCGUCCGCGACCGUCGAGGGCACGAUGUGGCCGCCGUUGAAAAAGCUAAUUCUAUCGUCCAACGCUCUCCAGUAUCUGCCGAUGUUGCUGGUCGGGAGGUGGGACAAGCUCGAGGAAUUGCGCCUGACGCACAACCCCUGGAGCUGCGAUUGCGGUAAUCAAUAUCUGGUUGCGUCUGUCUUGCCACAGUAUGGCGAAAGACUGAUGGGAAAAGAGGUCGACGAGCUCACCUGUUCCGCACCGCCGGAACACGAGGGGAAGAAGCUCACGUCCUUGGCGCAUCGACACCUACGCUGCCCGGAUUUGUACAACGCCAGACCGGAAAGGGAUGCUGCGAUACUCAUGGGGGUGUUGAUCGCUGUGCUCGUCUCGAUUCCGAUCAGUAUGGCGUUCUUUGUCCUCUGGCGACGCGGCUUCUUCUUCUGCGGGUCACAGGGCCCCGCCACUUUCUCUCGUGCUUUCUACAAACGCGCGUCCAACGACGAUGAUUAAUCCGAAUUGUGUAUAUAUUUUUUUUCUCUUUCUUUAACAGGAUUGCAGUCGCACUAUUUGCAUUAUUUGCUAUGCUUUGUUAAGCGAAAAUUGAAAAACAACAAAAAGAAGUUUUACUAAAAUGCCUACAAAGUUAGCCGAGUAAAUAUUUGAAAAUACUUUUUUGUUGGAUUAUUAGAAUAAUUGUAAAUUAGUUGCUAAAAUAUCAAAAAUUGUCGCCAUCGUGUUUUAGAAAAUUAUUUUGAUGAUCCAGCAAAAUUAUGAUUUUCAAAUCUGUAUCUGGCCAAAUUUUUAGAUAUUUCGGCAAAAUCGUUCUCUCCAUGAUAGAAUAAUCGCGUUAAGUUACAGCGGGAUCCGCAUUGCCGGAUGACGCAUCGAAUAUCUAGUCUACUUAAGCUUCUUCAAAUAUGUUUAGCAUAUCUUUUAUAUAUUGUUUCUUUUGUAUAUGUUUUGUUAAGAUAUCGGUAAAGCGUCGCGUAGUGCACCGUGUAAUGACGAGCGCACACCGCUGAAACGCAGUCCGCCGCGUUCCAGAGUUGUACAACAAAAAUAUAUCACAUGGCGUUUCGCAAUAAACAACUUGAAAAUGAA
Messenger RNA from Pogonomyrmex barbatus (red harvester ant), 2125 nucleotides. RefSeq names its product CD180 antigen. NCBI's taxonomy places the organism in Eukaryota, Metazoa, Arthropoda, Insecta, Hymenoptera, Formicidae. The record is from RefSeq and is a predicted model, not a curated record. Gene Ontology annotation, molecular function: protein binding.